UUCUCUCUCAUGUAUAAAUUGCAUGUUACACCGCCCUAUUCCACCAUUGACAGGGAUGACAUCGAAACCCCUUUCAGCAGAGUCUCCUCUUUGGACUAAUCAACAUCAACGCUGAACGAGGUACCCAAGGGUCUCCAUCUUUCCAUCUUUCCCCUCAGAUUAAAAACUGGGCCCAACCAAUGGCCUCUCUCCAACCUCAACCCCAAGAAACCAAACCCACCGUCACCACCGCCACACCCUCCACUCCCAGCCUAACAUCUAUCACCUCCAAUCACACCACCAUCAACAACAAUAAUACUGCUCGUAAAUGCAAAGGCAAAGGUGGCCCCGACAACAACAAAUUUAGGUACCGCGGCGUCAGACAACGAAGCUGGGGCAAAUGGGUCGCCGAGAUCCGCGAGCCACGUAAGCGCACCCGCAAGUGGCUCGGCACCUUCGCCACCGCAGAAGACGCCGCCAGAGCCUACGACCGUGCCGCCCUCAUCCUCUACGGCUCCCGUGCCCAGCUUAAUCUCCAACCCUCCUGUUCUUCUUCUCACUCCUCCUCCUCUCGUACCACCUCUUCCUCUUCCACUCAAACCCUAAGACCCUUGCUUCCUCGCCCCUCGGGCUUCGCUUUCAAUUUUCCCUUCCACGCCGCCGCCCUUCCCUACCCCUGCGCCGCCGCGUAUGCCACCACCUUCAAUUACACCCCGCAGGCACUGUGCCCUAACGAGAAUAGCAAUAAUACAGUGCAUGUUCAUCGUCAUCAUCACCAUCGUCGACCUGAGGAAGUGGUGCAAGUGCCACAUGCUUUAUCAACAUCAUACCCAAAGUCGGAAUCCGAUGUGAGUUUAGGUGGGAAUAAUACUACUGCUAAUAGCUCCAGUAGAUCAACCUCGUACCAGAGGCAUGGUUUCCAGGAUAAUAACCGUUUGCAUGUGCAACACGACCAUUCGUCGAAUCAUCAGCAACAUCAGAAAGGCGAUGUGGAUGGAGUUGAUUCCGUUGUGGGUUCGGCGGAGGGUUCUCAGGCAAAUAUGGAGGCUUCCGAGGAUCCAGAUCUGUCGUUGGUGGGGACAGUGGGGCUUGGAUCUUCUUCGUCCCUGUGGCCUUUGGCGAGUGAGGACGAUUACACUGAUAAUUUGUGGGAUUAUAAUGAUCCUUUCUUCUUUGAUCUUUAGAGAAAUUUUAGUUCCGAUUGCUUGAUUAGAUGUGUGUUCGGAAGAUCACACAUAGAUUGAAACUAUUGUGAAUAAAGUGUUGGAGACACGACCCAGACGCUGACGCUGAAAGUUUAUUGCUUGUUAGUUCUAGUAUUAAUUAUUAACUGUGGAUACUGAGGGUGGUAGAAAUAAAUUAGUUUUCCCAGUUUA
Vigna umbellata (rice bean) is the source of this 1355-nucleotide messenger RNA. It is a transcript of the gene ABI4, whose product is annotated as Integrase-type DNA-binding superfamily protein. The record is from RefSeq and is a predicted model, not a curated record. Gene Ontology annotation, biological process: response to stress; positive regulation of DNA-templated transcription. NCBI's taxonomy places the organism in Eukaryota, Viridiplantae, Streptophyta, Magnoliopsida, Fabales, Fabaceae. Gene Ontology annotation, cellular component: nucleus. Gene Ontology annotation, molecular function: DNA-binding transcription factor activity; transcription cis-regulatory region binding.